AUGUCACAAACUCUUGAUCUGUCCCUAUUGAAGGGGUCUCUUGAGCAAAGAGAUGCAGUUUCAGCAGCUCUACUACACACACUUAAAACGCGUGGAGUAGCCAAGCUAAAGAACCAUGGGCUCCCCGAAGAUUUGAUUACCAGGAUGUUUGACUAUACCCGUCAAUUCUUCUCUCUUUCACUGGAGGAUAAGAUGACCGCCAAACAUCCACCUGCCGCAAACCCAAACCGUGGAUACAGUUUUGUUGGCCAGGAAUCAAUUUCUUCUAUUAGUGGCUAUGACAAAGGCCUCCCCCAAGGGAAGUCAGUUCGGGAUAUCAAGGAAACCCUCGACAUGGGCUCCCCACACGACAGCCUUGUAGACAACAUCUGGGUCGCCGACGAGAAACUUCCCGGCUUUCGCAAAUUUAUGGAGGAUUUCUAUGCCAGCUGCUUCGAGGUCGAAUUGGAGAUUCUUGAUGCGUUGGCCAAGGCCCUUGAGAUUUCGGCAUCAGACCUCAAGCUAUUACACAACAAGGCUGAGAAUGAGUUCCGUCUGCUUCAUUAUCCAGCUGUACCGGCAUCAGAUCUAGCAGAUGGAACCGCCACGCGAAUUGCAGAACACACAGACUUUGGUACGAUCACCAUGUUGUUUCAAGAUUCCACUGGUGGUUUGCAGGUCGAAGAUCAACAGAAUCUGGGGAAUUUCCAUGAUGUUGAGUCCGGGGGUAAGUCUGAGAUCAUUUUGAACAUCGGCGACUCGCUUCAGCGCCUGACCAAUGACACAUUCAUGGCCGCAUGUCACCGGGUUACCUAUCCGCCCACCGUCAAAGUUGGAUCUGACGAGAUGAUCCCCGAGCGCUAUUCAGUUGCCUACUUCGCGAAGCCGAACCGUAUCGCUUCCUUGUUUCCUUUGAACAAGUUCAUCACACCUGCUACUCCGUGCAAAUACGAGGACAUCACGGCCUGGGACUACAAUAAUCUGCGAAUCGCGAAGUUGUUCUCCUAA
Penicillium concentricum is the source of this 987-nucleotide messenger RNA. Its product is annotated as isopenicillin N synthase family dioxygenase. The record is from RefSeq and is a predicted model, not a curated record. The transcript is spliced from 3 exons. NCBI's taxonomy places the organism in Eukaryota, Fungi, Ascomycota, Eurotiomycetes, Eurotiales, Aspergillaceae. Bases 1 to 987 code for a protein of 328 amino acids. Gene Ontology annotation, molecular function: dioxygenase activity.